Messenger RNA from Didymodactylos carnosus, 486 nucleotides. The record is from the annotation of a GenBank genome assembly. NCBI's taxonomy places the organism in Eukaryota, Metazoa, Rotifera, Eurotatoria, Philodinida, Philodinidae.
AUGAGUAAUACAGAAUCUGGUAUGGAUCGUCGUCGAGAUAUUAAAGAAUUAGUGAAAAAGUUUGAACAAAAAUGUAUUGAUUAUCUUAGUAAACAAAUGGCUAAACUUGAAACAGACAUCAGUUUUUCGUCCUUAUCGGAAGAAGACAAAUUGAUAGUCUAUCAACAUUUUUAUAAUCAAUAUAAACAAUGUCAAAAACAACAAAAAGAAUUAAAUCUAUUUGUCAAUGGAAAAUUAAAAUUAAUUGAUAAUAUAAAUGAACAGUCAAAAAACAUAGAUAAUUUACAAAAUCGAAUUCAAAAUGCACAACAGAAUGAAGAGAAACAAAUUCAAUUCUAUGAAAAUGUUUUAUUUGAACUAAAUAAAAGUCUAAAUGAGAGAAAUUAUGCUAAACUCAUCGAACAAACUGAAGAACUUAUUCAGAUAAAAGAUAAAACUUUGCAACAAAGUAAAGAAAAUGUAGACAGUUUUAAAAGGUUAUUAUAA